Ilex paraguariensis (yerba mate) is the source of this 1775-nucleotide messenger RNA. NCBI's taxonomy places the organism in Eukaryota, Viridiplantae, Streptophyta, Magnoliopsida, Aquifoliales, Aquifoliaceae. The record is from the annotation of a GenBank genome assembly.
AUGUCGUCGCCUUCAUCGACGAAGGUUUGCUUCAAUUCGAACUGCAAAGAGUUGUUGGUGCAGUCCAGAAAAGGUUGGCGCCGACGCACCGGCGAGUUCGCCGACCUCUGUGAACGUUGCGCUUCUGUUUAUGAGGAGGGGAGAUUCUGUGAGACUUUUCAUGUGAAUGCUUCUGGUUGGAGGUCUUGCGAGUCUUGUGGGAAGCAAAUACAUUGUGGAUGUAUAGUUUCAUUCCACAUGUUUGUACUAUUGGAUGCUGGAGGAAUUGAGUGCAUUACAUGUGCGAGGAAAAGUUUCAUUUUGACGCCAAAUCCUGCAUGGCCGCCACCAUCUUUACUUCCUCUACAGCCUGAAAGAAUUAAAGAUCUGUCUGUCAAAAAUUGGAAUCCAUUAGCUGGAUCAGGCCCACUACCAUGGCGGCAAGCACCCAGUUUGUUCAAUGGUUCAACUACUCAGUCUGAGUUGCAGCCUAGGAUGCCCUUUGAAGUUGAAAUUUCAGGUGGCAUUGAUAAACUUCGUAUUAGUGAGCAUUUAUCUGCUUCGUGGGAGAAUAAGAAAAAAGAGGAAUCCCAUGGAAGAUUAUUGAACGGAAGCCUGAAGAGUGGUGUGCCAGAGAUACCAGAGAAUGGAAAUACUGGAAUCAACUGUGAUGGGCAAUAUAAUCCUUGUGUACAUGUUUCUCAGCAUUUGGCUCUACCUUCUGAAUCCAAAAAUGAAAUGAACGACCAAACCAAGGUUUCUGGGAUUCACGUACAACGAAUUACCCCUCCUCCAGUUGGAAAACAAUUCUGUGGCCAUAAUGGUUUGGACUCAUCUGCUGAAGCUCCAAUGCGCAAUGGAAGACCCCGAGGAGAUUCCCGGGGACGAAACCAGUUACUUCCUCGGUAUAGACCCAGGAUAACUGAUCAGGAGCUACAACAAAUAUCUGGAGAUUCGAACUCGGUAAUUACUCCUUUGUUCGAGAAGAUGUUAAGUGCUAGUGAUGCUGGGCGGAUAGGGCGUUUAGUGCUGCCAAAAAAAUGUGCAGAGGCCUAUUUUCCCCCUAUUUCUCAACCUGAAGGAUUGCCACUCAAAGUACAAGAUCUAAAAGGCCGGGAAUGGGUAUUUCAAUUCCGCUUCUGGCCCAAUAAUAACAGCAGAAUGUAUGUUUUAGAAGGGGUAACUCCUUGUAUACAGUCCAUGCAAUUGCAAGCUGGAGAUAUAGUGACAUUUAGUAGGGUAGAGCCUGAAGGAAAGUUGGUCAUGGGAUGCAGAAAGGCUUCCACUGCUCCUUCAUCAGAUCAGGGCAAUGAUGCUGUCAAUAUUGGUAAUGGGGUUUCUACCCUUGGAGAUGUUAGUGCUGCUAAGUCGGCAGAUCCGGCCAUUACUUUAUCCGAACUUGACAAGUCCGGAUACAUAGCGAAGGAAGUACUUGAGGCCAAGCCUUGCUCCCGUGUUAAGAGGAAAAACAGUACCUUGAUUUCAAAGGGUAAACGCCUAAGAAUUGAAAACGGGGGCAUGAUAGAGCUAAAGCUGACAAUGGAACAAGCUCAAGGAUUGAUCCGUCCAUCACCCAACCAUGUCCCUGCUAUUGUUGUAAUUGAAGAAUAUGAAUUUGAGGAAUAUGAGCAGGAUGCACCAGUUAUUGGGAUGCCUACAAUCCCUGCAACAGAUAAUACAGGUGAAAACAUCCAAUGGACUCAGUGCGAAGACUGUUUUAAGUGGCGCAAAGUGCCUGCCAGUGCUCUUCUUCCCUCAAGGUGGACCUGUUCUGGGAACUCGUGGGAUCCAGACAG